AUGCAAACUUCCAACUCUUACAUGCAGUCCUCUAGGCAUACAAGCGGCUUAGAGGAGCAGGCCUUUAUAGGGGCUAUCUCUGCCACCGUAGAAGCGGUGCUCGGUGGCACUCCAUGCUCCAGCACCGGGCCUAAUGCAUCAAGUGCUACUCUUGAGGUGCACAAGCGCGAAGAACUAGUGCAAAUCCUUGAAGCCAUAAAAUUGCCGGAUGCGUUAAGCUAUGUAGAUGUUUACAAGAUGAUGCAAGACUAUGCAAAUACAACUGCGACGGGAGUAACAUUGUAUGAUCGCGACGUGGCUGUACCCCUCAAUUUUACCGCUUUUGAAGUUGUCUACAAGCACUUGGCAACAGUAAAGCCUCGUGUAGCAGUUAUUCCUCCCGUACCGCACUCAUUUGCGGUGAAGUAG
Molecule: messenger RNA, 408 nt
Organism: Giardia duodenalis
Lineage: Eukaryota; Fornicata; Diplomonadida; Hexamitidae
Exons: 1
Coding region: 1-408 (135 amino acids)
Source: RefSeq, a predicted model, not a curated record